AUGUCGGAUCCUCUCACUUCGCCACUUGAAAUGCGCCAGAGAAAUGAUAUCUGGGCUUACGGUCAACUACUAUCGGCAAUGGUGGGGCUUAAUAACCACUAUCGAGAGAAGAAGUUGAUGAAAAGUGUUGCAGCGGCUGCGACAACAAAAGAUCCUGAAUCGCGACCGGGUCUACCUUGCAUCAUUUCAAAACUCAACGUACUCAACGGAGGCUAA
Messenger RNA from Blastomyces dermatitidis ER-3, 216 nucleotides. RefSeq lists its product as uncharacterized. The record is from RefSeq and is a predicted model, not a curated record. Lineage: Eukaryota; Fungi; Ascomycota; Eurotiomycetes; Onygenales; Ajellomycetaceae. Bases 1 to 216 code for a protein of 71 amino acids. The transcript has a single exon.